Molecule: messenger RNA, 2685 nt
Organism: Psylliodes chrysocephalus
Lineage: Eukaryota; Metazoa; Arthropoda; Insecta; Coleoptera; Chrysomelidae
Source: the annotation of a GenBank genome assembly
GGUUCAUUAGUUAUAAAUUUCAACAUGGCUUUUAAAGUUUAAUAAAAGUAUUUUUUAGGAUAAAUAAACAAAAACGAACUGUUCCAAAUGGAAUAUAUCUUUGAUAUUAUAAAUUCUGUUUUACGUUAUAUUUAAUACAGGUAAAUGAACAUUAGACCAAAUGAAUAAUGAAAAAUUACGAAUCUCAUGACAAAGCAAAAGAUAAACAAGUUGUUAAUGUGAACUUAUUAAAUGGAGACUCAGCAAAUAAAAUAGAAAAUAAGUUACAGGAUGAAUGUGUUUCGGAUAUUCUUGAAUAUCCACAUAAUUUAGAUUUUAAAAGCCAAAGUUUACCAGACUGUACUAAUAAAGAUGAAAUUUAUUUGGACCUUUCUCUAGAUGAAUAUGAUCAUAAAUCCCAAAAUGAAGACAAUUCGCCAAGUCCCAAAAGCGAAUCUUGGUUUAAAUCGUUUAGAACUUGGCCAGAAAGAUAUGAAAAACUGAAAAAUGUAGACACCCAGUCUUCUACUUCUAAAAGUCCUACAAAAAAUACAAAUACUCAAGAACUCUCCAAUUGUGAUCAAGUUGAUAAUUCGAAUAUUAAAAAUAAACUCUCUUUUAAUGAGGCAUUGCAGAACAUAUCCUUAGCAUAUAGUCCCAUAACUAAACAGUUACAUUUAGUAGACACAACUAAGACUGAUACUAAAAAUUAUAAAGACUUUAGCAAUAAUGAGGGUUACGUUAAGAAAUCAGGACAUAGGAGGACAGAAGCAGGGUCAUUUUCAAGCACUAUUUCUAGCCUAAGUGCUAUUAGUGACCAAUCAACUUCUGGCAGUUUAAUUGGAUCAGAAGAAAGAUCUUUGUCCAGUUUGGAUAUAUCUAAUUUUAAACCUAGGAGGAAGAGUUUGACCAAUUUUUUCUCAAAACAUAUAUUUACCUGGAAAGGAGCUUCAACAGAACCUACACCAGGAACCAGUGUCUGGAAAAUUUUUAGUAAACAACCCAAUGAUGAUAGUGCUCCUGUUUCGCCCAUUCACGUUGUAGCUAGUUCUUCUGCCUUAAUACAACAUGAAAGGCCUUCAAGUCUACCUGCAAAGUCACAAAAAGAAGAGCAGAAACAUAAAGAUGAAUAUAAAGCAAUUUUGGCUGCUGCAAAAAAGAAAGAAGCUCAAAGUUCUGCAGCUAAACAAAAACAGCAGAAACUUCAAUUGAAAUUAGAGGAACAACAAGCAUUUGCCACUAAACAUUUUACACAAAAUGUCCUGCCACAUUGGAAUUCAAUGUGUUCCAAUAAAAAAACAGUUGAUCUUUGGUGGCAAGGCCUUCCAUCCAGUGUUAGAGGAAAAGUUUGGAUACUAGCAAUAGGGAAUGACUUAAACCUCACUCACCAAUUGUAUGACAUAUGUCUUAGUCGAGCUCAUAAUCGCUUAAAUAGUCCUGAAACAUUACAAUCAGAUUCUGAUGCAGACCAAGAAAGCUCCAUGAAUGUUAUCCAGCUGGACAUAUCCAGAACAUUUCCACAUUUAGGUAUUUUUCAAGAAGGAGGACCAUAUUCUGAAACUUUGCAUUCUCUUCUUGCCGCUUAUGUGUCGUAUAGGCCAGAUGUGGGUUAUGUUCAAGGAAUGUCAUACAUCGCUGCCAUACUUAUUUUAAAUAUGGAACCUUGUGAUGCUUUUAUCUGUUUUUCUAACCUGUUGAAUCAACCUUUACAUUUAUCGGCAUUCACUCUAAAUCAAAGCCAUAUGCAGGCUUACUACAAUGCUUAUGAUCAGAUAUUUAAUUACAAUCUACCAAGGUUACAUAUACAUUUUGAAAAAAGUGGAUUGACGCCGGAUUUGUAUUUGCUAGAUUGGAUUUACACAAUUUUUGCAAAGGCAAUGCCACUGGAUAUUGCUUGUAGAGUUUGGGAUGUGUUUCUACGAGACGGAUAUGAGUUUAUUUUCAGAACUGCAUUGGGCAUUCUUCAUCUACAUCAAGACACUCUGAUGACUAUGGAUUUUCUACAAGGUGCGCAAUUUCUUACUCAUCUACCUGAUGAUAUUUCAGCAGACUUACUUUUCAAAAGUAUACAGUUAGUUAAUACAACAAUAGGCAAACAAACUUUUACGCAAAUCGUCGAACAGUGCAAGUAUAUCAACUGGCGUCGUCAAUUUGGUCACGUGGGAUAUAGGUAUUGGUGAAGAACUUAUAUAAGAAUCGUGUACUAUUAAAAACGUAAUAUUUCUUAAGAAAGCAGAUCAAGCAAGUUAGAAACAUUCAAAACACAAAACUAAAUAUUUCCCUCUAACUUUUCAAAUGCGGUAUUAAAAAACAAUAUACAGAGAGGUAGUUAUGUGUUUUAAGUCUUAUGAAAAGGGGAAAUUAAGUUCUGUAAAAUUUAUAUAUUGUUAUUUUUAAAAUGUUUAUAAAAUGAUUGAAAUACAGUUUUAAUAAGUAUACAACGAUAAACUAGAAAAAAUACCUGAUUUAUAUAAAAAAAAUAUGUUCAUCUCUGUUUAUAAUUGUUUAUUAAUUUUAAAAAGAUUUGUAUGUGAUAUAUUUAUACUACUGAAAAAAUAUAUUUUUACAUUUUAUUUAAUUAUUGUAUUUUUAAUAUUGAAUUAUUAUAUAAUUGAAGAUUAAAUGCUGUUAAAUAGUGCCUCAUAGUUGACAACAAUGUAUGUUGGUGACUUUGUAAAGUUAACUAUAAAUACAACUAUUGUCAUA